AUGGUGUCCAGUGGAGAUUUACGAACACCUCAGUUCAACGGUGUAAACUAUGACUUUUGGGCAUUAAAGAUGGAGACAAUCCUCAUAGCAUUUGAUCUAUGGGAUGUAGUUGAGUUUGGCAUGAAAUCAGGUUCAAGUGUGAAAGAAGAAGAAUCUAAGAAAGAAGAUAAGAAGAAUGAUGAAACCGAGAGCAAAGAUGGUGAAACUAAGAGCAGCAUAGCUGAAGAAGCUGUUUUCAGAGAAAACAAAAUAAGAAAUGCCAAGGCAUUGAGCCUCAUCCAAGGAGCCUUGACUGAUGAACUUUUUCCUAGAAUAAGGAAUGAGAAUACUGCACAAGGAGCAUGGAAUGUGCUGAAAAAAGAGUAUAGAGGUGAUAAGAAAGUGAGGUCUGUGAAAUUGCAAGCUGUGAGGGCAGAGUUUGAAUACAUGAGAAUGUCAGAAGGAGAAGGCUUAGAACACUAUCUUUCUAAGUUUUUUGAAGCUAUAAACAGUCUGAAAUCUCUAGGAGAAGAUGUACAUGAGAUUAGGAUUGUGCAGAAGCUCUUAAUGAGUUUAAAUAGGAGAUACAAGUCCAUUGUCUCUAUCAUUAAAGAGACAAGGGACCUUGAUGUGCUGAAGGUGGAAGAAGUUAUAGCCUCUGUCAAAGUAUUUGACAAGAGGGAAGACCUGCAUGAUGAACAAGAUAAGAUUACAAGGACUGAAAAGGCAUUUAGUAGUCUCAAAAUGGGCUAUAAUCAUGCUGCAAACAAGGCUAUGCAGGGGAGAUCUAGUCCAAGAUGGCAGGGACAUGAUCAAAGGCAUGUGGGCUGGUCUCAAGGAAGAAAUGUGAAUAAUCAUCACAAUUUCAGUCACAACACAAACUGGAAUAACAGAACUGGAAGUAGCAGCAGCAGUUCACAACACAGAGGUGGAGGUAAUCAAACAAACACAAAGCCUCAAUGUUCUGUAUGUCAAAAAUUUCAUUUCGGAAUAUGUAGAUAUAAGGGGAAGCCUAAGUGUGGGAAAUGCAGUCGGUUUGGACAUUAUUCCAAAGACUGUGACAGCAACAAGCAGCUAGCUAAUAGUGCAAAGGAGGAAGAUGUGUGCACAAGCACUAUGUUUUAUGCAUGUCAUGCUGCCAGCAUAAAGAAUGAAGAUGUGUGGUUCAUUGAUAAUGCAUGUAGUAAUCAUAUGACCUCUCAAGAGGAGAAUUUAAUUGAUGUUGAUAGAAGUAUCACUUGCAAGGUGAAAAUGGGUUCAGGAGAUUUGGUUCAAUCCACUAGAAAAGGAACAUUAGUUGUUGAAACCAAAAAGGGCAGAAGAUACAUAAAUGAGGUGCUGCUAGUCCCAGGUUUGGAUGAGAAUCUACUUAGUGUAGGUCAAAUGAUGGAACAUGGUUACUACAUCUUGUUUGGGGGCAAUAAGGCAGUAAUAUUUGAUGAUGAGAAACUAGAGAAUGUGCUUGUAAAAAAGGCUUGGCCAUUUAAAUUUUGCAAGUAUGAAGAAGAUGAAACAGGAAGAGAUUGUGUAUGGCUUACCUGUGAUAGCAGAUUCAAGGAAUGUGUGUGA
Molecule: messenger RNA, 1548 nt
Organism: Populus nigra (black poplar)
Lineage: Eukaryota; Viridiplantae; Streptophyta; Magnoliopsida; Malpighiales; Salicaceae
Exons: 2
Coding region: 1-1548 (515 amino acids)
Molecular function (GO): zinc ion binding; nucleic acid binding
Source: RefSeq, a predicted model, not a curated record